AUGCGGCUGCUCCUGCUCCUGAUGGCCUUUCUCCUACCCCCCGGGGUGGGGGCAGGGGAGAUCAUCGGAGGCCGAGAGGCCAGGCCUCACUCCCGCCCCUACAUGGCAUUUCUUAUAAUCCAGACUCCAGAGGGGACCAGCACCUGUGGGGGUUUCCUGGUGAGAGAAGACUUUGUGCUGACGGCAGCUCACUGCUUCGGAAGUCCUAUCACCGUCAUCCUGGGGGCCCACAACCUCAGGAGGGACGAAAGGACCCAGCAGCGCAGGUCUGUGCUCAGAGCCAUCCCCCACCCUGAAUAUAAUCCACAGAGCAACGUGAAUGACAUCAUGUUACUGCAGCUGGAAAACAGAAUCAUACAGAAUGAAGCUGUGAGCCCAGUGCCUCUGCCUCCGGCGCAGGACAGGCUGACACCUGGGACCGUGUGCACCGUGGCGGGCUGGGGCAUGUUGAGCCUGAACAGGAGAACCAGCAGACUCCAUGAGGUGCAGCUAACCGUGCAGAGGGAUAGGAGGUGCCGCAAUCGCUUCAAUUUCUACAACAGCCAAACACAAAUUUGUGUGGGAAACCCAAGGUCGAGGAAGUCCGCCUUCUUGGGAGACUCUGGAGGCCCGCUGCUGUGUAACAACGUGGCCAAGGGCAUUGUCUCCUAUGGAGACAGGAGGGGGAUUCCUCCAGCAGUCUUCACCAGGGUGUCCAGCUUCGCUGACUGGAUAAGCAGAACAAUGCAACGCUUCAAACAGCAGAACGAGACCUGGACCCCGCUGUGACUGAUUUGGCUCUGGAGCGGCUCCAGGGGGAGUGGCCAGAGCCUUAAUAAAUGGUGUCUAGAGCG
This is a messenger RNA of Hyaena hyaena (striped hyena), 833 nucleotides long. RefSeq names its product cathepsin G-like. The transcript has 5 exons. Gene Ontology annotation, molecular function: serine-type endopeptidase activity. Bases 1 to 768 code for a protein of 255 amino acids. Gene Ontology annotation, biological process: proteolysis. The record is from RefSeq and is a predicted model, not a curated record. Gene Ontology annotation, cellular component: cytoplasm; intracellular membrane-bounded organelle. NCBI's taxonomy places the organism in Eukaryota, Metazoa, Chordata, Mammalia, Carnivora, Hyaenidae.